UGCAUGAGAGUAGAUAUCAUUCCGUCCACAACUUGCUGCAAACCAUAAACAGCUCUCUACAUCGAAGUACUACCAAGAUAUCAAUCAAGAUGCAAGGACAUACAGUCCAUCGUGCAGGAAUACUGGUACUGUUGCUUGGCUUAGUGCUGCUUGUUGGAGUCAAAUCAGCAUCAWUUCGGUCUAACCGUGUGCGCAGGACAAUACCUUCCAGGCCUUUACUGAUAGGCUACUGGGGACAGAACGGUGCAGGACCUCGAUUUGGUCCAGCAAACUAUGAAAGACCUUUAACAUGGUUUUGUCAAAACUCACAGUAUGACAUUAUUAACCUGGCAUUCCUCGUCACAUUUUUUGAUACAAGAAAUAGAGACUCGCUCCCAGGACUUAACUUUGCUUAUCAUUGUGGUGGCGGAGUUUCUCCUCAACAUCCAUUCUUGCUUCGUUGUCCUGGAAUUGAAGAAGGCAUCAGAAACUGUCAACAAAACAGAAAAAAAGUUCUUAUUUCUCUUGGUGGUUCAGCUGGCAAUACAAUAUUAAACAGCAGAGAUCAGGCUGUUCAAUUUGCCAACACUUUAUGGCAAUUGUUCCUCGGUGGAAAUGAUGCUAACAUGAGAGAUCUUAGGCCCUUUGGAACUACAAUACUUGACGGAAUCGACCUCAACAUAGAGGGUGGAAGUCAUCAAUACUUUCCAGAUCUCAUUAGAGAGCUGCGCCGACUAAUGGCAAGCGACUCGUUGAAGUCGUACCUGAUGACUUCAGCUCCACAAUGUCCUCAUCCUGAUCGCUGGCUGGGACCUCAGAAACCAGGAACAGCUCUGGAAGAUGCUGGAGAAUUGACAAACUAUACUUUCAUACAGUUCUAUAAUAACCCGUGUUGGACAGGAGCUGGACAAGAUUUUCAGACGUCUCUAAAUCAAUGGCUAUCGUUUUCCAGUAGGAAAAAUAUUGGUAUCAUGAUUGGCCUACCAGCACAUCCAAGCGCUUCGUCACAAACACGAUAUCAUCGUACUGUUGAUGAUUUGAGAACCCUUUAUGAACAAAUUAGGAACAGAGCUGGUGUCAGCGGUAUAAUGCUGUGGGAUUGCUCUUGGGACCAAAAUAAUCUGGUAAAUGGAAGAAUGUAUAGCGAACAUGUUCGAGAAAUCCUUGAUGCUAUUCCUACUCAACCACCUACUCCCACACAACCAUCCACUACUACGCAGUCAACAACCACACCACCAUCCCCUAGCACGACUCCAGCCAUGACCAAAGUACCUACGACCACACCACCACCCGUUAACACGACCACACCACCACUACCACCUGACACCACAACUACUCCAUCACCACUGCCCGACACCACAACUACUCAGCCAUCAAGUCCAGGAACCACGAUUGGACCAACAGUUCCAGCUAUAUUCUGUCAAGGAAAAGCAUGGAGAGAUUACCAACAUCCUUUCGAUUGCACAAGAUUCAUCUCAUGCGCUCCUAAUGGCAUGUACAUACGAAGUUGCCCUGCUGGUUUGAGGUUCAAUCCUCGGUAUCUCGUGUGUGACUGGCCUCAAAACGUACCUUGUUAACCAAGACACCAUUCUUAUUAAUGUUCUUUAAAUAAUCCUUUCUUUUAGUUAAAUAAUAAAUAAAUGGAAUUAAACCUUGGAAAAAACAACAGCAAGCACAGUCACAAACUAGAAAAAAUAGGUAGUAAAAAACAAAGAAAGCCAAGAAAAAAUACAAAUCAGUCCAAGUUAAAUAUACGUGAAAAAUGGUAAAUAUGAUUUUGCUGAGGAUCUGUGAUCGUUGUCAUAAUUGAUAAAACCACACUAAUAAUAUUGUUAAGAAAACGCAUGGUGAAGGAA
Actinia tenebrosa (Australian red waratah sea anemone) is the source of this 1835-nucleotide messenger RNA. RefSeq lists its product as uncharacterized. Gene Ontology annotation, cellular component: extracellular region. Gene Ontology annotation, biological process: carbohydrate metabolic process. The record is from RefSeq and is a predicted model, not a curated record. Gene Ontology annotation, molecular function: chitin binding; chitinase activity. NCBI's taxonomy places the organism in Eukaryota, Metazoa, Cnidaria, Anthozoa, Actiniaria, Actiniidae.